Molecule: messenger RNA, 609 nt
Organism: Phanerochaete carnosa HHB-10118-sp
Lineage: Eukaryota; Fungi; Basidiomycota; Agaricomycetes; Polyporales; Phanerochaetaceae
Exons: 2
Coding region: 1-420 (139 amino acids)
Source: RefSeq, a predicted model, not a curated record
AUGAGCAUUGCCAACAACCCGAACCUUGUUGGCUACCUCAAAUACCCAGCCCCUAGCUCGGACGGCUCGUUCGCCAUCUGCAUUGCAAACGGCGAAGGGGACGCGUUCUGGAAGUCUAUUCCUGAGGAAUAUCGCCCCGUACUAGACAAACACGGCGCGGGAAUGCAGGUCGAGACUAUCCUCAGCGGGAAUAUGACCGCUAUUGGCAGCGUCUUCCUGCCGUUCCUGCUCAAGAACAAGGAGACUGGCGAACGUAUGCGCUACAUCCUCCGCGCGAUAGUCUUGCCUGGCCUCUUCAUGCCAAUGUUCAUCAGCGGCAAUGAGCGCAGCGUCGUUGAGCAGGCAGCUUACUCUGGGCGCGAAGGGCCUGUUUUUACCCUCAAGUGCGGCGACGGGACGUGCCCGGUACAGGGGCAGUAAGUUCGCGCUUAUCAUGCGGUCUAGGCGUCCACAGCAAGAUGGCGAGGUUCUAUCCAUUCGAGAAGGCGGAAGCAAGCUGGGAAUUUCAGAAGAUAUGAUUUGACUAUUCAUCAUGCCAGGAAGUGAAUUUAUCAGAGCUAUAUGUCACCUUUGGCCGCUAUGACGAAUGUUCUCAAAGACCUCAUCUUC